AUGUCUUCCUCUCCAAACCUUUCCCGUCGUUCUUCUCUUGCGGACCGGAUUGCCUCUGCUAUUCCACCUAUUCGACCUCGUCUUCCCAGUCUUCGCUCUCGCAAGUCGAACCUUUCUGCAUCUUCCCUGAACGCUCAAGUCGACCUUCGUCAGGGCUCGUAUUAUCGUCCUUAUUCUGUUUAUCAACAAACCAUGUUUCCAGUAAUUUUGCGAGAUGCAGACGCGACUAACAAACUAUUGGAGUCCAUUCUCGAUGGCCCCGGUGGGCGGCGCUCCCUCGGUCGCCUGGCGCGCACCUGUAACGCACUCAAGGAACCCGUGCUUGAUAUUCUCUGGCGCGAUCUUGAUACGUUGACACCCCUUAUUGGCCUAUUCCCCAGCACAAUUCUCAAACGAGCUCGCCGUCCCGGACUCGGAUUGACCAAGAACCCUGAGCCUAGCGACUGGAAUCGUCUUUUGGCAUACGGAGAGCGCGUGCGUAGUGUGUCCUACGUAGAGGCGUCAGGGAAUAUCUCCCCAACGAUAUUCCCUAUUCUGGAGGAAUUAUGCCCGAAGCCGUGGAUUCUGCCGAAUCUGACUUCGCUUACUUGGAAGUCGGAAACUGCGGCUGGAUUAGAACGUUGCAGACUCUUCAUGUGCCCCGAACUGCGGAAUCUGACCCUGGAGGUUGGCACGAAGCACCCGAGGCUCCAUGAUCUGCUCAUGGAAAUUGCUUCCCACACGAAACUCUCGUCCUUCUCCUUUACCAUCCACACCAACCUUCCGGAUAAUUUUACUGAUAUCUUCGAGCACAAUGUUGCGCUCGAGAAGGUUGCAAUUGCAGCCCCAGGUGCUUUAUCGUCCCGAGUAGGAUCAUGGGCGGCAUCACUCCCCAACCUGCGCAGCUUCCAGAUCGAUUUGACUGGUCGCACGUCUACCGCAGUUGAAGGCUUUUUCGACGAUAUCAUUCCUGGUUCGGGUUAUUCCACUCCGAGUUCGGUCGGUGGGACGGAUAGCGGUGUCUUCUCAGCCGACGAAUUUGACUUCUCCGAAAUGCGCAAGUCCGCAGUCCACCUCACGCGUGACGGACCUGGACACGGCGCGUUUGCUCAACUCACCCAGCUGCAAUUGUCUGGCGAGGUAUCGAACAUCGCAACAUUCUUGAGGCACAUCACAAGCCCAUUGUCUCAACUCGAGCUCGUCAUCGACGACCCUCCUGCAUCGGAAGACUGGCAUGACGUAUGCGAGCUUGUGUGCGACCAGUUUUCGCAUACCUUGCAGGUCUUUCGGGUGAGCCCCACCUCCGCGUCGAAGUUCAACGAGCUUGUACGAUCGACGUCGAGAGGAGGCGAGACGCCAACACGGCAUUUACCUCUAACCUAUCUUGGCCCCCUUCCGCAUCUCCAUCGUCUUGAUAUCGAUCUCCCGGAGUCUGUGAUCUUUCGGGAUGCAGAUAUCAUACACCUUGCCCGGAUAUGUCCAUCUCUUGAAAUCCUCCGCUUGUGUCCUCUCGCGCGAUUUUCACAAGCAGUUGGACCCCCGUCUUUGACAAUGGAGAGUCUCGCUCACCUGACGCGUGCAUGUCCCCGUCUCCACACACUCGCGGCAGUAAUCAAUGCGCUGGAAGGUUCGGAGGAGAUUUUUGACACCCAUGCCGUUUCUUCGAGGUCAUUGCUGCGACUGAACGUUGGGCAUUCGUGGAUCAAAGAUCCCUUCCAGGCUGCUGUACUUCUCAGUCAUUUGGCGCCGUAUCUUGAAAGCGUCAAGUGGUUCCAUGAGAAAAAUCGAGCUGGAGCUGUCGAGACCAAUGCGCUCGCCUGGCAGAAAGUCUCCGAAUUCCUCCCGCACCUUCAGAACAUCCGAUUGCUUGAGCGGAGACAUCAACCACAACCUCAGGUGUAUGUCCCUCCUCAAACUGCGGAGAAGGAGGUUGACGCAACUGUACUCUUGAUCGACGAGGGUGUGCUGGCUCAGCCGGAGCUCGUAGAGGAAGGAAUUCAAGUCACGGUGGAGGCAGCCGAUUUUUCAGUUCAGGUGGAACCUGAAAUGGCGUCAGUAUCUAUCGAUGCGACACCGGUGCUCGUUGAUACUGGUUCGCUGGUUAUACCGUGCUUAGUGGAACACGCUGUUCAGGCGUCGGUGGAAUCUGAAUCUUCUUCCAAAGCAGACGUGCUCUCACACCAUAUCGCGGAUUUCGAAACGACCAAGGUCGACGCUCCUUCAAUACUAUCUUACCUUCCAUCACCUGCGUUGGGGUUAAUGUCACUGACCUCCCGAGUCGUUCGCUUCUACACGCUCCCCUUCCGAUACAUGUUCUCCCUUAUGCCUGCGUACUCUCAAUCUCAAAAUCACUCCAUGCAAAUAACGGGAGACUUGAAAGACAUGAUACCCGGUGGAAUCAAUGACGAGAUCGUUCAGGAAAAACAGCAUAAUGGAACAAAUCUGGCGAAUUCAGAUGUCCCUCAACUUGACACUGCUUAUGACUAUGCUUAUUCGAAUGAAAAUGAAUCCACUGUGCUUCAAGCUGGUAAUAGUCUCGAGACCGACGCAGUCGCAGUACGAGCAGAAAUACGACAAGGUCACGUGCGGCGUGAAUUUCUGAGCGCUCAGAAAGGCAGUCAUGAAACAGGCGCGAGCGCGACGCGUCAGUCUAAUAACCCGGACACUACCACUCGGACCGCACGCCAGCUUGCGCUGCCCAUCUCUUAUUCAACUUACGCUAUGGCUGAGAAUAGGAAACAGGAGAAGGACUAUACAAAGGAGGUGGACGAGCUCUUACCAGAAGCAAAAUCUCUCGCUCAGUCGGGGAAAGUACAAGCCGCCCUUGAUAAACUAUUUUCUCUAGAGAAACAGACUCGAAAUGCAUCGGAUGCGGCGUCUACUACUCGACUGGUUAGAGCAAUUUGCGAAAUUUGCUAUGAAGCCCGAGACUAUGCACUUCUUAACUCGAGUAUAAACAAUCUCAGCAAGAAACACGGCCAGCUCAAAGCAUCGACGCAAGCCAUUGUCGAACAAGCAAUGGGCUGGCUUGAUGAUAUCCGGAAACGCGAGGGUGAUGAGAAGUGGUUAGAGCUGAUUGAGACGUUACGGACUGUUACAGAGGGGAAAAUUCUCUUAGAAACACCACGAGCGCGUGUGACCCUGCAGCUCACGCUUUACCAUGAGUCGCUAGUCACGAAUCCCAAAUCUGGCUCCACCUCGACUCCCAAAGAGAUCCUCCAGACAGCGGCCGACUUAUUGUCGGAUCUUCAAGUCGAGACCUACUCUUCGAUGGAACGACGGGAGAAGACAGAGUUCAUUCUGGAACAAAUGCGAUUAUUGAUUGCGCUUGCACGGAUCAAGGACGCUGAGGUUGGUCAGGAGGGAAAGAAAGAUUCCAUUGGGGGUGGCGAGGCUGAAUGGGUGAAAGUCCGGGUCGGAGGGAGGAAAGUCAACGAGUCAUUCCUCAAAGAGAAGGAGAACGAAGAUCUCAGGUUUAAGUAUUAUGACAUGAUGAUCCAGUAUGCUCUCAAGCAGAGCGCAUACCUAGAUGCUGCCAAACACUAUCAUAAAGUCUGGGAAACGCCUUCUGUCAAGGAAGACGUUGUUGGCCGGGGCCGUGAGGCUCUCGAGCAUAUCGUGUACUAUGUAGUCCUUGCUCCUCACGAUAACGAACAAUCAGAUAUGUUACACCGACUCUUCAAGGAUCCAGCCCUCGAAAAGUUAGAACUUCAUUAUGCACUCAUUAAAUGUUUUACGACACCAGAACUGAUGAGAUGGCCUGGGAUUGAAUCCAUUUACGGGCCUCAUUUGCGGAAGACCAGCAUAUUUACGGAUGACAAGUUGUGGGAGGACCUCCACACACGGGUCAUUGAACAUAACAUCCGUAUAAUUGCUCAGUACUACACGCGGAUCACAUUACCUAGACUGACCUCACUUCUCGACCUGACCCAACGAGAGGCUGAGGAGAUAUUAUGCAGACUGGUGGUAUCUGGUACUGUCUGGGCGCGGAUUGAUCGACCAACAGAUAUAAUAAAUUUCCGAAGUAGCAAGAGCGCGGAGGACGUGAUGAACGACUGGAGUUCAGACAUGCAACGACUCCUUGGUCUGGUAGAAAAGACUUGGAUGGGUGUAAAUGCUGCGCAAGCGGCGCAGUCACGGGCAGUAAAAGCAUAG
Molecule: messenger RNA, 4134 nt
Organism: Fibroporia radiculosa
Lineage: Eukaryota; Fungi; Basidiomycota; Agaricomycetes; Polyporales; Fibroporiaceae
Exons: 10
Coding region: 1-4134 (1377 amino acids)
Cellular component (GO): cytoplasm; nuclear proteasome complex; proteasome regulatory particle, lid subcomplex
Source: RefSeq, a predicted model, not a curated record